CUCUCUCUCUCUCUCUCUCUCUCUCUUUCCCGAUAUGAACUAAAUUAACCUCACCGUUUGAAUUUUUUCCGGCGAUGUCAACGUCACAAACUCUCGGCGGUGCCACCCGUUGUGGCCGGAUCAUAGGUCCAUCAUUAGACAAGAUCAUAAAAAACGCAGCGUGGCGUAAACACACGUACCUCGUCUCCUCUUGUAAAUCCGUUCUCGACAAGCUCGAGUCUCUCCCCGACGACUUCCACGAUCCUUCCUCCGUCGUCUCCGGCCUCGCCGCCUCAGAUGCAGAUUCCGUUCUCCAACCUUUUCUCUUCUCUCUCGACACAGCUUAUUCGAAAGUCGUCGAGCCUUCUCUAGAUUGCGCUUUCAAGCUCUUCUCUCUCUCGAUCCUCCGGGGAGAGAUCCAAUCCUCUAAACAAGAUUCAAUCCUCUUCAAACUCGUCAACGCCGUCUCCAAGGUCGGUGCUAUAGCCGAGGAACCGAUUCAACUCGCUGUUCUCCGAGUUCUCCUCGCUGCUGUUAGAUCUCCAUGUGUAUUGAUCCGUGGUGAUUGCUUGUUACACGUUGUCAAGACUUGUUACAACAUUUACCUCGGUGGCUUGAGCGGCACGACACAGAUCUGUGCUAAAUCGGUGUUAGCUCAGAUGAUGCUCGUGAUCUUCACAAGAUCCGAGGAAGACUCGCUUGAUGUCUCUGUCAAAACCGUUUACGUCAACGAGCUAUUAACCUUCACGGACAAGAGUGUUAAUGAAGGAAGCUUUGUUUAUUUCUGUCAAGGGUUUGUGAAUGAAGUCAUGGCUGCAGGACAAGGAAGUCCUCUUCCUCCACCUGAUGUGAUUGAGAUUCUGUUGGCAAAUCCGGAGACUGAAACUGUUAUGACUCCGGAUUCGCCGUCGUUUCGAGGCUACGUAGCAAACGGAGAAGGUGACUCAGAGACCGGUGACAUGAGUAAGAUGAGACAGGACGCUUUUCUUCUGUUCAAGAACUUGUGUAAAUUGUCUAUGAGGUUUUCGUCUAAGGAGAACAAUGAUGAUCAGAUCAUGGUGAGGGGUAAGACUUUGUCUUUAGAGUUGCUUAAAGUCAUUAUUGACAAUGGUGGUUCUGUUUGGCGCUCUAAUGACAGCUUCAUCAAUGCCGUUAAGCAAUACUUAUGCUUAUCACUACUGAAGAACAGUGCGGUGUCAAUCAUGUCGAUAUUUCAACUGCAGUGUUCUAUCUUCAUGAGCUUGUUAUCAAAGCUUAGAUCAGUCUUGAAAGCUGAAAUAGGCAUUUUCUUUCCGAUGAUUGUUCUUCGAGUGCUUGAGAAUGUUCUUCAGCCUAGUUACUUGCAGAAGAUGACUGUUCUCAACUUGUUAGAUAAAAUGUCACAAGAUCCGCAGUUGAUUGUUGAUAUCUUUGUGAACUACGACUGCGAUGUGGAUUCUGCCAACAUACUUGAAAGGAUUGUCAACGGUCUUCUCAAAACUGCUCUAGGACCACCGACUGGAUCAUCAACAACGUUGUCCCCAGCGCAAGAUAGUACUUUCAGGAAUGAUUCUGUCAAGUGUUUGGUUAACAUAGCAAAGGCAAUGGGGAAUUGGAUGGACCAGCAGUUGAAAGUGAAUGAGACUGUUUGGCCUAAAGGCUCACAAGUUUAUGCUUCUAUGGACAGUAAUGCAGGUCAAAUUGGUGAAUUAGAAGGAACUAUAUCUGACUGUGACUCACAGCCAGAUACUACUAAUCCAGAAGCUUAUGAUGCUUCUAUGCUUCAGCAACGAAGGGCUUACAAAAUUGAACUGCAGAAAGGUAUCUCUUUGUUCAAUAGGAAACCAUCGAAAGGUAUCGAAUUUCUGAUAAGCAGCAAGAAAAUAGGCAGUUCACCUGAGGAAGUAGCUUCCUUUCUGAUGAAGACAGCAGGGUUAAAUGGAACUGUGAUUGGUGAUUACCUUGGUGAAAGAGAUGAACUUCCUCUCAAAGUAAUGCAUGCAUAUGUGGACUCGUGUAAUUUCGAAAAGAAGGAUUUUGUUGAAGCAAUAAGGUUCUUUCUACGCGGCUUUAGGCUACCGGGAGAAGCUCAAAAGAUUGACCGAAUCAUGGAGAAGUUUGCAGAACACUACUGGAAAUGCAACCCUGGUUCUUUUACUAGUGCAGACACUGCUUACGUUCUUGCUUACUCUGUGAUUAUGCUAAACACAGAUGCACAUAACAACAUGGUUAAGGAUAAGAUGACGAAAGCCGAUUUCAUCCGCAACAAUCGGGGAAUAGAUGAUGGGAAAGACUUACCUGAAGAGUACUUAGGCUCUCUAUAUGAUCGAGUUGUGAAAGAAGAAAUCAAGAUGAACUCUGAUACUUUAGCCCCACAAAACAAACAAGUGAAUGGCUUGAAUAAACUGUUAGGCUUAGACGGCAUCCUCAAUCUGGUUUCUUGGAUGCAACCAGAUGAAAAACCUCAUGGUGCCAAUGGACGUCUUAUAAGGGAUAUUCAGGAACAGUUCCAAGCAAAGCCAGAGAAAUCAGAGUCAGUGUAUCAUACUGUUACAGAUAUUUCGAUCUUGAGAUUCAUACUAGAGGUCUCUUGGGGACCAAUGCUUGCUGCAUUUAGUGUCACUCUUGACAAGAGUGAUGAUAGACUAGCAACUUCUCUUUGCUUACAAGGCUUCAGAUAUGCGGUUCACGUCACUGCAGUUAUGGGAAUGCAAACUCAGAGAGAUGCUUUUGUAACUUCCAUGGCCAAGUUCACUAAUCUCCAUUGUGCUGCAGAUAUGAAGCAGAAAAAUGUUGAUGCUGUAAAAGCGAUAAUAACAAUAGCCAUAGAAGAUGGUAACCAUCUACAUGGUUCUUGGGAUCAUAUAUUAACUUGCCUUUCUCGUAUAGAACAUCUGCAACUCCUAGGAGAAGUAUCACCAUCAGAGGCACGUUACGUCCCAACCAAAAAAGCUGAGGUAGACGAGAAGAAAGCUCUAGGUUUUCCGAAUUUAAAGAAACGUGGAUCUUUUCAGAAUCCAUCUGUUAUGGCUGUUGUUAGGGGAGGUUCUUAUGAUAGUACUUCACUUGUGAAAAGUGUUCCCAAACUAGUCACUCCGGAGCAGAUCAAAAGCUUCAUUGCAAAUUUGAAUCUACUUGAUCAAAUAGGCAAUUUUGAGUUGAACCAUGUAUAUGCUAAUAGCCAAAGGUUGAACAGUGAAGCUAUAGUUUCUUUUGUGAAAGCUCUCUGCAAAGUCUCCAUGUCAGAACUUCAGUCACCAACAGAUCCUCGUGUCUUCAGCCUCACGAAACUAGUGGAAACAGCGUAAACUUCCAA
Molecule: messenger RNA, 3274 nt
Organism: Camelina sativa (false flax)
Lineage: Eukaryota; Viridiplantae; Streptophyta; Magnoliopsida; Brassicales; Brassicaceae
Source: RefSeq, a predicted model, not a curated record